CAAGAGGAAUGAAGCCCUCCAACCAAAACGGGCAUGCAUCCUGUGCAAGCAGUUCCAUUUUCUGCCCUAUUGCGAGCUAUACUUGCAAAAAACUCCACAAGAGCGUAGAGAACUCAUAAACAAAAACAAUCUCUGCCAAAAUUGCUUAAGACCUCAUCCUACAGAAAAGUGUAUUUCACAACACUCUUGCCGGGUUUGCUCCAAGAGGCACCAUACAACGACUUGCACACAAUCCAAAACUUCAGAAACACCUCAGCCUACACCAAAGGUAAUGAUGUCUUCAGAUCAUGGCAAAGACCAAACUCACAAAUCUGAAGUCCUCCUAGCCACUUUUUUGGCGCAAAUAGAAGCUCCUUCGGGGCGAACCAAAAUCAUUCGUGGUAUCAUAGAUAUGGGCGCUCAACGCUCCAUGAUCACCACAAGAACCGCAAAAUAUCUGAAGCUCAAGUGCACAACUUCUUCAGCAGUCAUCAACGCCGUCUCAGAAACUCCUGUCAAACUCAAAGGCACUACUGAGAUUGCCCUAAAAACGGCUGAGAAGGAGUUGGUCAUUCAAAACUGUUCAGUCGAAGUGCUGAACAGCAUCACAGCCCCGUUGCCCACACAACGGAUUUCAAACUAG
Molecule: messenger RNA, 622 nt
Organism: Bemisia tabaci
Lineage: Eukaryota; Metazoa; Arthropoda; Insecta; Hemiptera; Aleyrodidae
Source: RefSeq, a predicted model, not a curated record